CUUGAUGCAUCACAUCACGCCUGUCCUGUCCGCGCGCUUUCUGAUCAACAUCAUCCCUUGCCUUGCCUUGCCUUGCCUUGCCUUGCCUUCCCUUCCACUCGGCACGCGACCUCAGCUCAGCUCAGCUCUACAAUCACUACGCGCGCACUCGUGUGCGACGGAGCAACAAGCCAGCCAGCCAGCCAGCCAGCCAGCCAGCAAGCCAGCCAGCAGCACAUCCCACCUUUUGGCGAAUCGCGUGCCAAGCGACAGUGCCGGUAUGGGCGAGGGGAUGGAGUUGGAAUGGGAAUCGGAGUGGAGGGAUGAGCAGCUGUUGCAUCAGCUUCGCACCUUGGCCGCACAAAAGGGCUUGUCCAUCGCUGCUGGCAAUGGGCCCGUGCAGGAUGCUUUAGAGUCUGCUCCUGCUGCUGCUUCUGCUCCUGCUGCUGCUUCUGCUUCUGCUUCUGCUUCUGCUUCGAGCAGUCUGAGUGCAUCGCACACGCCUUCGCAGAUGGCGUCCAUCGUGGCAGCGCAGAGGGACGGCGUGGACAUUUCAUCCUUUUUGCUGCCUUCCUUCGAUCCGCAAGCGUACGCGAAUGGCAUCAUCGAAGGCCACGCUCAGCCUCAGCCGCACCUCGCUGUAGCGCAAUCCUCAAGCGGCAGCAGGAGCCAAUCAGCAUCAGCAUCAGCAUCAGCAUCAGCAUCAGCCUCAGCGCAGGAGGCCACACCUCGUUGGAGUCCAAGCAGAUCCUUCGCCCCUCUGCCAAGCACCAGUACACUGCGCAGUGCUGCCGCCGCUGCUGCUGCUGCUGCCAACCCUGUCACCCCUGUCACCCCUGCCACUCCUACCGCCCCUAUCGCGGCCACUGCGGCCAAGGAUGUGCAGGGAGACGUGAGCAUGGCACUGAGCAGACUCAAUCUCGCCAUCGACGACGUGGAUCGCAUGAUCAAGGAUGAGGUAUCGAUGCACUCCACGUUGCUGCUGCAACACUCUCACAGCAUCCUCUCCCUCUCUGCUCCUCUAUCGAACGCCAAGACGACGCUCGCGACGCUCGAUCAUCUUCUAGUCACGCUCUCCAAUCGCAUCUCACAGCCCUAUCAGUCCCUCAAACGAUCCAGAAGGCGCCUUAUGAAAGUGCGCCAAGCUCAAGUCCUCGUAGACAGAGCAGCCAAAUUCGUAAGCAUCGCCAACAGGCUGGCAGGGCUGAUCGAUGGUCUGCAGAAGGAGGAUGCCAAUGCAGAGUACGAUCAGGAACGCAGGGGAAGAGCACUGGCCAGAGCUGCCAAAUGCGUUGGUCAGCUGUCCGCUCUCUUGGCCACGUCGGCUGGGCAAGAGGGGGGUACAGAUCACCGCUCUGCAUCUCCCGCUUCAGACGAGUCGGAAAACACCUCGGACUCAGGGUCAGACUCUGAUAGCGAUGCUUCAUUGUCGUCUCGUCGCUCCAUCGCCAUCGACAAGUCGCAAUCGAGCUCCAAGCUGCCCCUCACCUCUCUGCACUUUGUCGCCUCGUACAUUCCCACGCUCGACGCCCACAAGGAUUACAUUACCGACGCGAUGGAAUCGACGGUGGUGCUGGGCUUGAGAGACUUGAACCCUGCACUGCUCAGCAUAUCCCUCACCACUGCUUUCAACCUGGGAAGCCUAAGAUUUCUGGUCAGGGAUCUGAUGGGCGAUCUGAGAGAGGUCAUCAAGAGUCGAGUCAAGGCUGCUCUUGAUCCUCAAGCGCUCGCAAAGGAGACGGGAGUACGUGAACCCUCGACAUCGCAAUACACUUCCUACAAAUCUCGCCACUCGUCCCGUCCCGGCGCAUCUAGCGCAGUAAUGGACGGUGCUCUGACGCCGCAGCAACAUGCGUGGAGCACCACAUUUUGGCAAAAAUUGAGUGUGCUGCUCAUCAGCGAGAUGAGCGCGGUCUGUUCCAAGGUGUAUGCGCUCGAAGGCGUUCUAAGGCUCAAGAGGGAUGAAGACAGCGGCAGAGGGUACUUGGAGGAAACGUUGGAGACGCUCGGAGAUAAGCCCAGCUUCAUGUUCUGGACGACUUUCGCCCAGUCGUUUGAAAUGCAGAGUCAAGAAGCUAUCAAGGCAUCGCCUUUUCUUGCCGAACAGCUGGUCGCUUCUUACCCUCGACUGGUGCGCCUCUUUCAGGAUUUCUUCCAGCGCGUGUCCAACGUGACCGAGCUCAAUUAUACCGAUGACCAUCAGAGUCCCGAGACUGUCGUGGUCCUUCGGAGCGCAUUGCACCUCGAAACAACUUACGUGCAGCGCGUGCAUGCGCGUCUGACCGACUCUGUCGCCGCUCUGGCGACGAGCAAGAGCCGCGCAGCGGGCUCGAGCAGGACUACAAACGCCGCGCUGGCGGAUGGAGAAAGGUUGGCCAGGACUAUCAGCAACGAACUGGACGGCGCUCGCUUUGACCCGCUCCUUCUCAGGGCAGUCGCUGCUGCCGUGGAAAAGUGCACGCUGGACGCGCUGGAAAAGCUCGAGAAGAGUGUUGCUAAAGAUGCUUCGGCGUACACGCUCGCGGCGAACGAGACGACACCUAGCCAAUUUGGGAAUGCGGACCUUGCUAAUGGGCUUACGGGCCUAGCUAGGGGCUUGCGUGCCGUGAACGCUGAGAGUCCAUCUGCGGUGCGCGGUCUUGUUGGCCGGCUCGAACAGCGCGCGUCCCGACUGCUUCAGGACGAACUUUUAGAUCCUCUGCUGCAAUCCACGAAGAAGGAAUUGACAGUGACCUUUGCGAGGAUGCACAAUGUCGACUUUGCCAAAGGAGGUGCAGCCCCUUCCGGUGGUCCGGGUGCUGCGGCGGGUGUAGCAACGGGCGCGGGAAGCGUCUAUAUGGCAGAAGUGAGCGAUCGACUUUGGUACGUUCGCGAGAUGCUCGCGCUCAAGUAUGAAGACGAGACGAGGAGUCGAAUAACGCUGGAGCUGGCUAUUCAUGCGCUGGAUACGUUUGUGCUGCAUGCUAGCCUCGUUCGACCUCUUGGCGAAUCUGGGGCGCUGAAGCUGUCCAGCGACACGACCGAGCUGGAGUUUGCUACUUCGCAGAUGUUGCAAGCAUCACCGCGGCGUGCUUCCUCUGCAAUUAUGAGCACAGGAGUGUCACAGUCUGCGCAGCAGCAGACUUUGACGCUGGCGGAUUGCGGCGCACCUUUUCGAGCGCUGAGAUCAUUCAGACCUUUGCUGUUCAAGGAUCUGGAUGGGCUGGCGGACAAGGACCUUUUACCUUCUACCAGCGGUCUCUCUCCGCUCGUAGUCGCGCAUCACAUUAUUCGCACGAGCAAUCCCGUUCGUUCCAAAACUGCUGCCGCCGCCGCCGCCGCCGCCGUCUCCUUCUCGUCCACCGCGAGCAACAAAAAGGAAGAAAAGGAGGCAGCAUCAUCCGAGGCGGGUGUGCAGCUCUCAAACGAGUGGUUCCCUUUUCCGAACGAACAGAGGGGCUGGAGCAAGUCGGAAUAUGUGAGGUGGAUACAAACCAGGCACGAUGCGCGAGAUGCACUGAGCUUGCUCUGGGCCACUCUGGAUCAGCAUGCGCACACCGAUGUCGGCAUGGAAUCUGCUGGCAAGACGGUGCAAUUUUUGCAAAGGUGGAAGCAAGUCGUGGAGCACAGCGACGUGAUUCGUGAUGCGUGACCUCUCAGUCAGGCCUGAGUGUACUCGCUUCAAGAUGCUCAUCAGCCUCGUGGUCACUACAGCUUGCAAUGCAUCCCAUUCGUCGUGUUG
Molecule: messenger RNA, 3700 nt
Organism: Ceraceosorus guamensis
Lineage: Eukaryota; Fungi; Basidiomycota; Exobasidiomycetes; Ceraceosorales; Ceraceosoraceae
Exons: 11
Coding region: 5-3610 (1201 amino acids)
Biological process (GO): intra-Golgi vesicle-mediated transport
Cellular component (GO): COG complex
Source: RefSeq, a predicted model, not a curated record